Messenger RNA from Phlebotomus papatasi, 2078 nucleotides. RefSeq names its product solute carrier family 41 member 2-like. Gene Ontology annotation, biological process: monoatomic cation transport. The record is from RefSeq and is a predicted model, not a curated record. Lineage: Eukaryota; Metazoa; Arthropoda; Insecta; Diptera; Psychodidae. Bases 491 to 2008 code for a protein of 505 amino acids. Gene Ontology annotation, molecular function: monoatomic cation transmembrane transporter activity. Gene Ontology annotation, cellular component: plasma membrane. The transcript has 6 exons.
GCCGCUGAAAGUUCAUCCACAAGGUUCUUCACUGGCAGAAGCUGCAAAGCUUUUGCAGCCGUUUGCUAUAUACGUCCAGUGGAGGCGCCAGGUUCUACCAAUAAAAGAAUCAUUUUACGCACUGGUUUUUUUUGCGCCCAAUCGUAUAGUUUAACGUUUUUAAAUUGUUUUAUUAUGCAAUUGAAAAUCACCGUUUCUUAUCUUAUCCCUCUCCAUGCCACACUUUAGCUUAUAGAGGCCUGAAAAAGGUUGUCGUUGAGCAGUCUUGGUAAUACUUCAGAACGCGAUUGACAUUCGAAAGUGAACGUGAAGAUGAAUUUUGCACUCAGUUUGGCACAACAAUUUGCAGUGAAUAGUUUGUGGUUGAUAAUAUGAUAAAUUAUUGAGUGAACUCUAACUUUGAAAUCUUAAUUCGAAAGCCCUCUAAAGAACAUUUUACAUCCCCAAUUUAGAGACGUUUUUCAGUGAUUUUCAGUGAUUUUUUGUGACUAUGGCACCAAAUGUUGUUGAUCCGCCAAAGAAUGUCGAGGACACUGAUAUUGUCCGAAAUUUUUCCCGGAGUCAGAGUACAGUCGAUGACAGCAAUCUGGAUAAAGUUGAGAGUGGAAGUGAAACCAAGUUGAUUCCUGUGGAGGAAAAGUGGUGGGAAACCACCCUUCAGGUGCUUGUGCCAUUUCUCAUAGCCGGAGUUGGGACAAUUGGAGCUGGUGUUGUGUUUGGAAUAGUUGCAAGAUGGGAAGUGUUCAGGAAUGUGUCAGAACUCAUCAUAAUGGUGCCAGCACUGAUUGGACUGAAGGGCAAUCUGGAUAUGUGUCUGGCCUCUAGACUCUCCACCCAAGCGAAUCUCGGCAAUAUGCUCAACUUCAAGAAUAUGGUGUCCAUGGUUAUUGGAAAUAUCUGCUUGGUGCAAAUUCAGGCAAUUGUGGCGUCAUUUAUUGUGGCUCUCUUCGCAAUUGCUGUCAAUGCAGCUAUCAAUGGGAAUUCUACCCUUGAGACGUCGAUCAUGGUGAUAGCAGCCGCUAUGUUUACGGCUACAACAUCAUGCCUGGUCCUAGAUAUCGUGCUUACAACUGUUAUUAUCGUGGCCAAGCGGUUUCGGAUGAAUCCUGACAACUUAGCUACCCCUCUAGCUGCGUCCAUUGGCGACUUGGUAUCCCUCUCUCUUCUCUCAGUCAUAGCAUCUCUGCUCUACGCAAACAUCGAAACGAAAUUCUGGAUCAACUACGUCGUCAUCAUCAUCUACUUGUGCCUCCUACCGCUCUGGAUCUUUAUUGUUAUCCGUAACAAGUUCACCAGGCAUGUCCUCAAGAGUGGCUGGGUACCUGUAAUUUCAGCUCUCUUCAUUAGCGGAAUGGGUGGAUUAGUGCUGGAUUCUGCUGUUGGAAAAUAUGAUGGAUUCGAAGUGUUUCAGCCAAUUAUUAAUGGAAUCGGUGGGAACCUCGUGUCUGUUCAAGCGAGCAGAAUUGCAACAAAAUUGCAUCAAACGACCGAAUUGGGCAUCAUGCCAGCAUUCUCCAAAAUCUUCGAAUGGCCCCAUCGAGCCCUAUUCAAAGGAGUGCCUUAUGCGAAAACAGCCCGGAUUUUGAUUGCCAUGUCAAUUCCCGGACAAGUCGUCUUUAUAUUCGUGGCUGAUGCCAUCCACAUGUCAGCCUCGACGUUGGAUGCGGCCUUUGUCUUCACAUACCUGACAGCCAACAUCAUUCAGGUGAGGCUUGAACAGCAGAUGCGACGUGUAAAUCCCACACAUCGCUUUUUUUUAGCAUUCCAUACCGGGAAAAUCCCAUCAAAAUAUCCACCUACAUUCCCAUCCUCCCUUUUGCAGAUCACAAUGCUCCUGUUCGUCGCCCACAUAAUUAUUCAUGCCAUGUGGAGGUGGAAAAUUGAUCCAGACAACUCAUCGAUACCCUAUUUGACUGCCCUGGGUGACCUCAGUGGAUCCAGUCUACUUCUAAUCGCCUUCAUCUUCCUCCACGCCAUCGGUCGACCGUACAGCGAUUCUCAGGAAUAAUUGCUCCUGAAAUUAUUAAAUUUAUCUAUUGUAUGAUACUUUGUGAAAAAAAAUACCAAAGAAAAUUACA